Molecule: messenger RNA, 2050 nt
Organism: Prunus dulcis (almond)
Lineage: Eukaryota; Viridiplantae; Streptophyta; Magnoliopsida; Rosales; Rosaceae
Product: pyridoxine/pyridoxamine 5'-phosphate oxidase 1, chloroplastic
Exons: 14
Coding region: 137-1765 (542 amino acids)
Biological process (GO): pyridoxine biosynthetic process
Molecular function (GO): FMN binding; pyridoxamine phosphate oxidase activity
Source: RefSeq, a predicted model, not a curated record
GCAACGUCACUACACCUAAAGCCAGAAACUUUAGAAAUCAAAACAAACACUUGGGCCAUCACAAAUUCACAAUUCACUAUCAGAAAGAAGUGGAAGAAGAAGCGAUGCAAAGGAAGCAAACGCUGCUGCUCGACCAAUGUGGCCAUUGGCAAGCAGAAGCAGAAAAAUGACACGUCUCCUCUUCUUGACCCAAUCACUCUCUUCCAAUCCCAAACCCAUUUCUCAUUCUCACACUUACUACAAUUACAGUGUCUCUCGCUCUUUCCACAACUCUAUCUCCAAUCUCUCCUUGGCUUUUCUUCAUCCAAUUCGAAGCCCUGCAAUUUGUGCUUUUUGUUCAAAACCCAGUAGCGCGGUGGGAGUUGGGUCACUACCCAGCAUGACUGAGGAUAUAUCGUAUCUGACGCAGCGUGAAGCUGCUGAGAUUGAUGAGAUUCUCAUGGGUCCUCUCGGCUUCAGUGUCGACCAGUUAAUGGAAUUGGCUGGUUUGAGCGUGGCCACUUCCAUAGCAGAGGUCUAUAAACCGAGCGAGUAUAAUCGUGUCCUUGCAAUUUGUGGCCCUGGAAACAAUGGUGGUGAUGGUCUUGUGGCUGCUCGUCACCUGCAUCACUUUGGAUACAAACCUUCUGUUUGUUAUCCAAAGCGUACUGCUAAGCCUCUUUAUACUGGUCUGGUUACUCAACUGGAAUCACUGUCAGUCCCAUUCAUCUCAGUGGAAGAUCUACCUUUGGACUUGUCAAAGGACUUUGAUAUUAUUGUAGACGCAAUGUUUGGUUUCUCAUUCCAUGGUUCCCCAAGGCCCCCAUUUGAUAAUCUGAUCCAAAAGCUUGUUUGUAUAAAUAACUAUGAUCAAACACGCCAAAAGUCCUCCGCUGUUGUCUCCAUAGAUAUUCCAUCUGGGUGGCAUGUUGAAGGGGAUGGUGGUGCUGAAGGCAUCAAACCUGACAUGUUGGUUUCUCUGACUGCUCCGAAGUUGUGUGCAAAGAAAUUUUUUGGUCCACACCAUUUUCUGGGUGGUAGAUUUGUCCCACCAUCUAUUGCUGAUAAAUAUAAGCUUCGUCUUCCACCAUAUCCUGGAACUUCUAUGUGUGUUCGAAUUGGAAGGCCAGCACAAGUUGAUAUAUCAGCUCUAAGAGAGAACUAUGUUUCUCCUGAGUUUCUCGAGGAACAGGUGGAGGCUGAUCCUUUUGAUCAGUUCGGCAAAUGGUUCGACGAUGUAGUGGCUGCUGGCUUGAGGGAACCAAAUGCUAUGGCCUUGUCAACUGCUAGCAAGAAUGGAAAACCCUCAUCUCGCAUGGUAUUGCUCAAAGGAUUUGAUAAGAAUGGUUUUGUCUGGUACACCAACUAUGAAAGUCGAAAGGCACAUGAAUUGUCUGAAAAUCCUCAUGCAUCUCUUCUGUUCCACUGGGAUGGUCUUAAUCGGCAGGUACGAGUGGAAGGUUCUGUACAGAAAAUUUCUGAUGAGGAAUCUGAUCAGUACUUCCAUAGCCGCCCUCGAGGAAGUCAGAUUGGAGCAAUAGUUAGUAAGCAGAGCACUGUAGUUCCUGGAAGGCAUGUUUUGUAUGACCAAUACAAAGAGCUAGAGGAAAAGUUCUCUGAUGGAAGUAUAAUUCCUAAACCUAAAAACUGGGGAGGGUACAGACUUAAGCCAGAGCUGUUUGAGUUUUGGCAAGGCCAAAAGUCUCGCUUGCAUGACAGGCUGCAAUAUUCUCCCGAGGAGAUCAAUGGACAACAAGUGUGGAAAAUUGAGCGGUUGGCUCCUUGAUGAGUAUUUUCAGCAUCUUCAUUGUGAAGUUCCUUCAGGGUAUUGUCUACUAUAUCAUUACGGCCCCUAUUAUUUUUUUCAUUGUUCUCUUUCUUCUAUUAGCAACCAACAUCCAUGUGUAAUGUAAUGGCAGGUAAGUUACGAGCACGUACAUUUAGAAUGGUGUUGGUCUUAUUCUGAAGGCACACUCUAUGUUAAAAUUUGUUGUUGGCCCUAUGAAUAGGCAUCAAAUGUCAUAAAAUAAAACAAUUGAAUAUAUAACAUGAACUUUGUUGGGUUGGAAAA